CGCUGCGACACAAGCAAGUCUUUAAUGGAUUUAGCAUGUCACGUUCUAUUCUACGGCCGUAUAGAACAGCUGGCAUCGGAGCUGCUUUCGCACUAAAGCCUAUAAAGGCUCAGCUCGCGCCGCUAUUGCGCUCGGAUAUAACGGCCUCGGGUAAAGGCUUGAAAAUGUGGCGCUAUUCGUUAUCCCUGGUCGCUUCCUUCCAUCCAGUUCGUCGCUACGAUCUGUCCACUUGUGGCAUCUCGCCAGAGGCGCCUUUCAUCCUUCUUGUAAUUCACCCUCGCCCAGUAAACCGGGUGUCAUAUCAACACUAGGCGACCGUCAGCAGUUCUCGCUCACCCAAAAUCCUGGCGCACUCAUUUUCCAUAUUCUAUUUACCCCUGUCGGCGGAGUUCAGACCGGUGGGGAGAUCUUGGGGCCAGCCUGGCCAGGAGGAGGCUUGCAUCCAUCGCAACCCUUUCCCGUUUAGUUCUGGUAGGCGAGCGUCGGCAGGGCCUUGGGCAUGCG
Messenger RNA from Mytilinidion resinicola, 504 nucleotides. RefSeq lists its product as uncharacterized. The transcript has a single exon. NCBI's taxonomy places the organism in Eukaryota, Fungi, Ascomycota, Dothideomycetes, Mytilinidiales, Mytilinidiaceae. The record is from RefSeq and is a predicted model, not a curated record. The coding region runs from base 36 to 311 and encodes 91 amino acids.